AUGGAGCAAGAAAACUAUACCAGGGUCCAGGAGUUCAUCCUCUUGGGGUUCCCGACCAUCAUGGAACUCCAGGUGCUACUCUUUGUAAUAUUCCUCAUUGUGUACACGCUGACUCUCUUGGAGAACAUGGUUAUCAUUACUUUAAUCAGGACAAACCAUCACCUCCACAAACCUAUGUACUUUUUUCUUAGCAAUCUCUCCUUCCUGGAGGUCUGGUAUAUCUCAGUCACUGUCCCCAAACUGUUAAUCAACUUGCUGGUGAAGAAUAAGAGCAUUUCCUUCAUUGGCUGCAUGGCCCAGCUCUACUUCUUCAUAGCCUUAGUCUGUACUGAGUGUGUCCUCCUGGCUGUCAUGGCUUAUGACCGCUAUGUGGCCAUUUGUAACCCACUUCGUUACCCAGCCAUCAUGAGCAGCCAUCUAUGCCUGCAGCUGUCUAUGAGCUCUUGGUUGAUUGGUUUCCUUAUUUCCAUGCUGAAAGUCUUUUUCAUCUCUCAGUUGUCAUUCUGCGGACCCAAUAUCAUCAACCACUUCUUCUGUGACAUCAGCCCUUUGCUCAAUCUCUCCUGUACAAACAUGCUGGUGGCAGAAGUGGUGGAUUUUGUCUUUGCCUUGCUUAUACUGCUGAUCCCACUCUCCAUCACCAUCAUCUCUUACGUCUGUAUCAUCGGAACAAUCCUGUGCAUACCCACUGCCCAAGGCAGGAGGAAAGCUUUUUCCACUUGUGCCUCCCACCUCACUGUUGUCAUCAUUUUCUUCUCAGCAACCCUUUUCAUGUAUGCCCGGCCCCAGAGGAUCCACUCCUUUGACCUCAACAAACUGGUGUCAGUUGUGUACACUAUUGUCACUCCAAUGCUAAACCCAUUCAUAUACUGCCUAAGGAACCAAGAGGUGAAGGGGGCUCUGAAGAAGACUUUGUGUGGCAUGAGUGCUCACUUCAAGAUCUCCAGUGUUGAUCACUAA
This is a messenger RNA of Alligator mississippiensis (American alligator), 960 nucleotides long. Its product is annotated as olfactory receptor 6B1. Gene Ontology annotation, cellular component: membrane. Lineage: Eukaryota; Metazoa; Chordata; Crocodylia; Alligatoridae. Gene Ontology annotation, molecular function: G protein-coupled receptor activity; olfactory receptor activity. The transcript has a single exon. The coding region runs from base 1 to 960 and encodes 319 amino acids. Gene Ontology annotation, biological process: G protein-coupled receptor signaling pathway. The record is from RefSeq and is a predicted model, not a curated record.